This is a messenger RNA of Podarcis raffonei (Aeolian wall lizard), 5367 nucleotides long. RefSeq names its product Ras association (RalGDS/AF-6) and pleckstrin homology domains 1 (gene RAPH1). Bases 419 to 4360 code for a protein of 1313 amino acids. The transcript has 16 exons. Gene Ontology annotation, cellular component: plasma membrane; cytosol. The record is from RefSeq and is a predicted model, not a curated record. Gene Ontology annotation, biological process: signal transduction. Lineage: Eukaryota; Metazoa; Chordata; Lepidosauria; Squamata; Lacertidae.
GCGCGGGAGGCCCAGUCGGAGCGGAGCCGGGCGAGAGGCAUCUCUCCUUGCCGCUCCCGCAGGAGGAGAAAGGCGGGGAGGCGCGGCGAGGCCUGCGCGCCGGAAGUGAGCUGACUGAGGGGAGAAGAAGGAGAAGGAGGAGGAGGAGAAGGAGAAGCGGGGCGGAGGAGGAGGAGGAGGGAGCCCGGCCGGCUGCGCGGAGCUGCUCGCGGUGUGGCUGCUGCGGCUUGUGUGUGUGUGAGAGAGAGAUAUUGUGAGGCGACGGAGGAAGGAAGGAAUCUCGUCAGCCUUGGCUUGAGGGGUUUCCGCGGGCGGGCGGGCGGAGGAGGCAGCCAAGCCCAGCCAGGGCGCUGAGGGAAAAGGAGGAGGAGCAGCAGCCGCCGCCGCCGGGUGUCCAGCAACAGCCGCCGCCGCCACGAUGGAACAGCUAUCAGAUGAAGAACUUGAUCAUGGCGCGGAAGAAGAUAGCGAUAAAGAAGAUCAGGAUCUGGACAAGAUGUUUGGGGCUUGGCUUGGGGAGUUAGACAAACUCACACAGAGUCUGGAUACAGAUAAGCCCAUGGAGCCAGUGAAAAGAUCCCCUCUUCGCCAGGAGACUAAUAUUGCCAACUUCUCCUAUCGCUUUUCAAUGUACAAUUUAAAUGAAGCCUUGAAUCAGGGAGAAACCGUGGAUCUUGAUGCGCUCAUGGCAGACCUUUGUUCCAUUGAGCAGGAGCUCAGCAGCAUCGGGUCCCAGUCUGCAAACAGCAUGUCAAUGAAACGCUUUGCCACAGAAGGAAAAAUGGCUCAGAAACCAUCUGGUGGUGGACGAUUCGCUGCUAAACACAGUAGUAUGAAAGGAUUGUCCUCUUCGUCAUCUAGCCGGGUGACAAAGCCUUCACAUGCUAUCUUCUCCCUGGAUGACAUUACGGCACAAUUAGAGAAGGCAUCUCUGAGUAUGGAUGAAGCGGCACAGCAACCUAUAAUGGAAGAUAGCAAGCCUAUAGUUGCCACCCAGCAUAGGAGGACGGCCUCAGCAGGUACUGUGAGUGAUGCUGAAGUCCGUUCUAUCAGCAAUUCCUCCCGUUCCAGCAUCACAUCUGCAGCCUCCAGUAUGGACUCCUUGGACAUUGAUAAAGUGACAAGACCUCAAGAACUAGAUUUGACUCAACAAGGACAGCCAGUUAGUGAGCAUAUUGUUUCUGUGGAACAUUCCAGCAAGCAAGCCAGACGUCGCAUUGACUUUUCUGAAGAAGAGGCUGAAUUGGCGCCUCAUUCCUAUUUGGACAGGGAAACCUCCCUUCUUCUGAGAAACAUUGCAGGAAAGCCUUCUCAUUUGCUGACCAAGGAGGAACAGGCUGCUAAGCUAAAGGCUGAAAAGAUCAGGGUUGCUUUAGAGAAGAUUAAAGAAGCACAAGUUAAAAAGCUUGUAAUUAGAGUCCACAUGUCAGAUGACAGCUCCAAAACGAUGAUGGUAGAUGAACGACAGACAGUAAGACAAGUGCUGGACAACUUGAUGGACAAGUCCCACUGUGGUUUUAGCUUAGACUGGUCUUUGGUAGAAACCAUCUCAGAAUUACAAAUGGAGAGAAUCUUUGAAGACCAUGAAAACUUGGUAGAAAACCUCCUCAACUGGACAAGAGACAGUCAAAAUAAACUUAUGUUUGUAGAACGUAUAGAAAAAUAUGCACUUUUCAAAAAUCCCCAGAAUUAUCUUCUAGGGAAAAGAGAAACCUCUGAAAUGGCAGACAGGAACAAGGAAGUACUACUGGAGGAGUGUUUUUGCGGAAGCUCAGUAACGGUGCCAGAAAUUGAGGGUGUAUUGUGGCUGAAGGAUGAUGGCAAAAAAUCUUGGAAGAAGCGUUAUUUUCUUCUACGCGCUUCUGGAAUCUACUAUGUUCCCAAAGGAAAGGCGAAGGUCUCUAGGGAUCUUGUAUGCUUUCUUCAGCUGGACCAUGUAAAUGUUUACUACGGCCAAGACUAUCGGAAUAAGUAUAAAGCCCCUACAGACUAUUGUUUAGUACUUAAACAUCCUCAGAUUCAGAAGAAAUCUCAAUAUAUUAAAUAUUUGUGUUGUGAUGAUAUCAGAACCCUACAUCAGUGGGUAAAUGGCAUCCGUAUCGCUAAGUAUGGGAAACAAUUGUACGUAAACUAUCAAGAAGCCCUGAAAAGGACAGAAUCGGCAUAUGACUGGACAUCCCUCUCCAGUUCUAGUAUCAAGUCUGGAUCCAGUUCAUCUAGUUUGCCAGAAUCUCAAUCCAAUCAUUCUAAUCAAUCAGAUAGUGGAGUUUCAGAUACCCAGACAGGACAUGUCCGUUCUCAAAGUAUCGUUAGCUCCAUCUUCUCAGAGGCCUGGAAGCGUGGUACCCAACUGGAAGAGUCUGGCAAAAUUAGCGCUAGAAUGGACUCAAUAAGCCGACCCUUUACUUCAGUCCCACCAGCUUUGUCUCCGCAGGCCAAAGCGACCCCCCUAUAUUCAGCUUCACAGCCAUCGCCUCCCCUUCCACCCCCUCCCCCUCCUCCGCCACCCCCUCCUCCACCGCCACCCCCUCCGCCCCCGCCCCUCCCCAGCCAGUCCAUGUCAUCCGGAGGCGGCUCAGCCACCGUCUUUGUGAAGUACAGCACGAUAACAAGGCUGCAGAACGCCUCUCAGCAUGGGGGGCUUCUCUUCAAGCCCCCCCAUAUGAUGCAGCAACCCCCACCAAUUCUGCCACCCGCAAAACCCCAGAACCCAGUGCCCCCUAAUGGCGUGGUCCCUCCGCCGCCGCCCCCGCCGCCUCCCCCCACGCCCGGCUCAGCUAUGGCGCAGCUCAUGAAGCCCGUGCCCUCCAUCCCGUCAGUGCCGCAGUUCACGCCGCCACCCCCUCCUCCCCCUCCUCUCAAAAUCCACCAGAUUCAUCAGAAUAUUCCUCCGGCGCCAGCCGCGGCCCCUGCCACGCCGCCGCCUCCCCCGCCUAUGCCUGCGCCGCCGCCUCCCCAAGCCCCUCCUAAGCCUGCCAUGACUCUGCCUACACAGAGCAGCUCAAAAGCCGCCUCGCCUGUCGCGGCGCAACCCACGCCCCCUGCCCCUGCCCUGGUUCCUUCAGCGAUGAAGAAGCAGCCCAGUUUCGCAACUCCGCAGGUUCCCCUGUCUCCUGUCCCACUAGGCCCUCUCCCCCCGCCCACUUUGCCCAAGCAGCAGAGCUACUCCGGCAAACUUCCGCCCUCGCCGCAGUCCCCUGUGCCAUCGGUGGUGAAGCAAAUCGCCAGCCACUUCCCUCCGCCUCCCAUGCCGGCUUCAGAGCCUCAGCCUUUAAAGCCCACCCCUCUGAAUGUGCCGCCGCAGUCUCCUCCGGCAGUCAAAGCCAAGCCGAAAUGGCAGCCCACCGCCGUCCCAUCUCCCGACUUCCCUCCUCCGCCACCUGAAAGUAGCCUAGCCUUUCCUCCGCCGCCCUCCCCUGCUCCGGCGGUGGUGUCUCCCACGCCGGACAAGUCAGGGGGUUCCCCGGUCAAGAAGUCUACUAAGACGUCCAGCCCGGGAGGAAAGAAGCCGCCACCGACUCCCCAGCGAAACUCCAGCAUAAAAUCCAACAGCUCAGCGGAGUACCACGAAUCAAAGAGGCCGUCGGUGGAUAGCCUGGUCAGCAAAUUUGCACCUCCGCCAGAGCCUUUGGGGUCUCCUGUGAAGGAGACUCCGCUCCCCCCUGCAGCUCCCCCCAAGCCAGGAAAGCUCAAUCUGCCUAUCGUACUUCAGCAAGCGGGAAUUUCCGCAAAGGCACCUGCCGCAGGAGCGCCCGGGAAGGGUACCGUGGAAGAGUUUCCUUCCCCUCCGUCGGAUUCAGACUUCCCCCCUCCGCCGCCUGAAAUCGACCUCCCUCUGCCGCCCAUUGAGAUUCCCGCCGUGUUUUCGGGCAACACCUCUCCCAAAGUGGCCGUCGUCAACCCUCAGCCCCAGCCCCCGUGGUCCAAACAGUCAGGGAAGAAAGCUCCUCCCCCCACCCGCCCCAAGCGCAACGACAGCACCCGGCUCACGCAGGCGGAAAUGGCCGAAGCGCAGGCCGCCGCGGCUCCGCAAGCAGCCGUGGCUCCGCAAGUGCCCACCUCGCCCAAGUCUGGCCUUAGCGUUCAGCCCGGGUUCCUGGCCGACCUGAACAGGACUCUGCAGCGCAAGUCCAUCACGCGGCACGGCUCCCUCUCCUCGGCCCGGAUAUCCAGGGCGGAGCCGACGGCCACCAUGGAUGACAUGGCUUUGCCCCCGCCCCCGCCGGAACUUCUCACGGAGAAGCAGAAGAGCAGCAACUUUGGAGGCAGCCACAUAUCGGGCUAUGCAACGUUACGGAGAGGUCCACCGCCGGCGCCCCCCAAGAGGGAUCAAAACACCAAACUCUCUCGAGACUGGUGAUAGUAAGUGGCCGCCAGUGAACUCUACAAAUGACAUGUCUGAUACACUUGUGAAGCUCCUUGUCUUAAUAGCUCUGUGUGUGUGUGUGUGUGUGUGUGUGCGCGUGCCCGCACGCACGCACACACACACAACACACACGCGAACAGAAGCUAUGGGCGCCUGUUUCGGUUCACAAUCAGUCCAAAAGAUUUCUCUGUUUGCAGUUGGUUUAUUGGGGCAAGGGGCGGGCUAACUCUUUUGAGAUCCUUCUUACGGAUUGGACCAAAAUCUUUGAAACACUUCUUUUUUCCUGCAAUUCAGGAAAACAUCUGUUGUCUGUCACGUGAGACAUGUUGGUGCAUGUAUUAUAAAUGUAGGUAUAUAAUAUAUUGUGAAGUAUUUUGUUGCAAUGAUAGAGGCUAACCAGAAUGUUUUUGUACAUCUGUAUUUAUUUGUUUCAGUCAACCGAUAUGUAUAUUACCGGAAAUUGGGUGGCACAUCUUAAAAGAAAAGCCCUUUUAAAAAUUGAAGAUAAUAGGAGGCACUUUAAUCAGAAAAAAACCUAUUUUUCCCAGUCGGUGACGGGUAUAGGGUACUGACAGAUUCUAUCGGCGUUCGUACAUUGUCAGUUGAUUGAAAACUCCAAAACAAUCUACCAAAACAUUCUGGUUGUAAUACUACUGAGAUUAAAUCCAUACAUAGGAAAGGGGAUGUGUUGUAUUGUGGGCCUGGAGUUAAAUAUAUUUGGACUUCAAAAUACAGACAUUCCCUUCUGGAACUGUUAAGGGGAAAGGAAAGGAUUUAUUUAAUCAAAACGCUUAAGAAGACACUGCCCUUUAUUACACCUUUGUGCACUUAGGUGUAAGCCCCAUGGAACACGGCGGAGACAUAUUUGUGACUAAAUAGGUGUAGGAUCCGGCUCCAAUCCUGUUCACACUUACCAGGGAGCAACUUGCAAUGAACCAAGUGGGAUUUUCUCUGAAGGGAUCGUGCUUUUAAUUAGAAUAAAUACACACUCUUCUAAUCCA